Brenthis ino (lesser marbled fritillary) is the source of this 249-nucleotide messenger RNA. Lineage: Eukaryota; Metazoa; Arthropoda; Insecta; Lepidoptera; Nymphalidae. The record is from the annotation of a GenBank genome assembly.
AUGAAAUGCUUGCGAGUUGCUCUACCGCUGCGCGAUGCGCUGCUACAUACUAACAGACAAGUCGAUAUGACUAACUCUGGCAAUAUAUUAUCUAACGUUCAAAAUACAGUCCUCAGUUAUAGUGGUGUGACGGCGUGCGACGGACGCGCAUACGCGAAUACACGAACGACUUAUUCGACUGUCGGGUUUCUAGUUCGGCGAGUGGGUGAGCAGGGUCGCGGUACCAGCGCUGCGCAAGCGGCGGCACAG